UUUCGUUGGUCAAUGGAAAAUGUUGUGAGGAAUUCGCCAAAUAUUGACUAUGGCCUACCGUUGCACCCUGUUGCCCCUGCUGAUAGUCCUCCUCAUGGGCCCCUCACUCAGCCCCCCUGCGGCUCUGGCGCUGGAGUUCAUGGAGGACGGAGCCUUGGCAAACGAUGAGGCGCAUCCAGUGGAUGAGGGCGAAUUCUCCGCAGAGGCACCAGCCCUGUCGACGGGCUAUACCCGGGACACGAUUGCCCACUUCAAUCCGCGCAAGUCGAACGCGGGCUACCGUCAGCUGUGGGAGCGCAUUCCCCAGCAGAAAGUCGACGUGAUUAAGCGGAGAUAGGGCGCUGGAAAACCCAGCCCAAAUCGUGACCAAUCGUGACGAAUCUAACUAAGGGGAAAACACUCUCUGACGAGCCAUAAACCAUGGCACAGGCUGUUGCUGUUAUUUUAUUUGUUAUUUAUUUGUCAAUUAACGUUUGAAUAAUGUCUGCGAAUCCCCACAAGGUCACACAAAUGCUGAUUAAAAACGAUGUGGAUACAACUGAUGAAAAAAAAAG
This is a messenger RNA of Drosophila obscura, 554 nucleotides long. RefSeq lists its product as uncharacterized. Lineage: Eukaryota; Metazoa; Arthropoda; Insecta; Diptera; Drosophilidae. Bases 50 to 337 code for a protein of 95 amino acids. The record is from RefSeq and is a predicted model, not a curated record. The transcript has 2 exons.